UAAAUUAAAUUCACAUUUCAGACCUCAGAGAAAACAAAUUGCCCCCGAAACCUAUUAUCGGUCACACUCAAUGUAUACACGAUUACCUUUCUAAAAUACAAAGAAAUUUAAUACAUGCAAUCAUGAAAUCUGUGAAACCUCUGUUCCAAAGUAAUAAGAGCUCACAAUGCCGGAUCGGAACGAGUUCCGAUGGUACCAUCGCUUAUAAAGAAUUCACUCCAAUCCAAAAAUCAUUAGAUUCGGAAAACAUACCCAUUAUUUUACUCCAUGGACUUAUGAGAGGGAAAGAAACAUGGGACGAAUGUGGUCAAAUCAUUUCCAUUCGAACAAAUACCAAAGUUUAUUCCUUAGACGCCAGAAACCAUGGGGACAGUAAAUGGGUUGAUACGAUGGAUUACGACUCCAUGACUGAUGACGUAGUUCACUUUAUGGACAGCAUGAUGAUGCCGAAAGCCAUCAUUUUGGGUCAUGGCAUGGGUGCGAAGACCGGUAUGGUUUUAGCCCUGAAAUACCCUGAAAGAAUACAUUCACUCAUAACAGAAGACACAUCUCUCAACAGUCAUUCGAAAAACAGAGAGCAGCUUAAAAAAUCGGUGGAAAAGUUUGAUGAAAUACUAGAAUUCAUCUCAUUCAAUAAAGGUUUAAAUGAGGCGAAGAGGACGGCCGUUUCCUGUAUGGUCGUCAGACACUAUUACUAUACGAUUAAGAAACGGCAAAACAAGCCUAGAAUUUGGGACGGAAGUGAUUUACCUCUCAAGCCUAAUAAGGAUAAGGGUGGAUUCGAAUGGAACCUUAAUUUGAAAUCCAUAGCGGAGAACAUGCCUUGCGAACCAUGGAAGAAGAGUGGGGUGUUUAAAGGUCCGGUCCUGAUGAUAUAUGGGACAAAUUCUUCAAAUAAUGUGUUAGAUGAAAGAGUCGAAUUUUUGAAGCUAUUUCCAAGAGCUCUUUAUAAAGCUAUAAAAGAAGGAGUUGACUAUCCCUUGCACAUAGAAUAUCCAGACAUGUUUGCCGAAUUAGUUUGUGAUUUUAUUUUAAAACAACGAAGAUGAGAAUCUUUUAACUGCUAACUUUUAAACAAUAAAACGUUAUGAAAAUAUA
This is a messenger RNA of Parasteatoda tepidariorum (common house spider), 1098 nucleotides long. RefSeq lists its product as uncharacterized. The record is from RefSeq and is a predicted model, not a curated record. Gene Ontology annotation, molecular function: carboxylic ester hydrolase activity. NCBI's taxonomy places the organism in Eukaryota, Metazoa, Arthropoda, Arachnida, Araneae, Theridiidae. Gene Ontology annotation, cellular component: mitochondrion. Gene Ontology annotation, biological process: lipid metabolic process.